AUGUCUGAUGAUGAGGGGAGCUUUGCCCACCAGGGAGAGGCCCAGACCGGAUCCUUGACUUAUCCAAUGCAGGCUGGCGCUCUCAAGAAGGGAGGUUACAUUUGUAUUAAUGGCCGUCCAUGCAAGGUGAUUGACCUUUCUGUGUCGAAGACGGGUAAGCAUGGUCAUGCCAAGGUUAGCAUUGUUGCCACAGACAUUUUUACUGGUAACAAGAUGGAGGACCAGGCUCCGAGUACCCAUAAUGUGGAGGUUCCCUUUGUGAAGACGAACACCUACAGUGUGUUGGAUAUUGAAGAGGAUCGCGAGGAUCCUAGCAAGCCUGCUCAUCUUUCUCUGAUGGACGAUGAGGGGGAAACACGCGACAACCUGGAUAUGCCUCCGAACGCGGAAUUGGCCGCGCAGAUAAAGGAACAGUUUGAAGCAGGAAAAGAUGUCUUGGUCGUUGUGGUUUCUGCAAUGGGAACGGAUCAGAUUCUCAGCUUUAAAAAUGCAGUGGAGAAGUAA
This is a messenger RNA of Trypanosoma rangeli, 504 nucleotides long. RefSeq names its product eukaryotic initiation factor 5a. Gene Ontology annotation, biological process: positive regulation of translational termination; positive regulation of translational elongation. Lineage: Eukaryota; Euglenozoa; Kinetoplastea; Trypanosomatida; Trypanosomatidae. The record is from RefSeq and is a predicted model, not a curated record. Gene Ontology annotation, molecular function: RNA binding; translation elongation factor activity; ribosome binding. The coding region runs from base 1 to 504 and encodes 167 amino acids. The transcript has a single exon.